AUGUCUCGUUACUCCCCUGUACAUGAUAGGUGGUACCCCUCGGUAUUGCAAGAGGAUGACGUGAAGAGCAGGAUCUCUGCAGAGGAGCACCCUCUGCAAUCUCAAGAAGAACGCCCAGGACACUCUGACACACCUGUCACAAACGCCGAUCAAUUACAAUCGAAUGAAACACACAGCACGCGCCACCGCUCCCCACAACACGUCUCGGACCGAUUUGGUGAUGAGAAGGGGCACCACGGAUUCCCAACCAACCCGGCUACUCCCACUUCAGAAGCGCAAGGAGCCAUUGCUUCCACGUGGGCCCAAAUAUGGAACAAGGAUCCUUUGGCUGACUCCGACGAGGAGGAACCAGAUAUCGGCCAAAAGAAAAACUUUGAGAAACGAGCAACGAUUCUUGCCCGCCUCCGAAAAGAAGAUCGAACACCUGGACCUAGCACCGAAUCCAAGCGCCCCAACCGCCAUACGAGCUAG
Messenger RNA from Cantharellus anzutake, 471 nucleotides. RefSeq lists its product as uncharacterized. The record is from RefSeq and is a predicted model, not a curated record. The transcript is spliced from 4 exons. The coding region runs from base 1 to 471 and encodes 156 amino acids. NCBI's taxonomy places the organism in Eukaryota, Fungi, Basidiomycota, Agaricomycetes, Cantharellales, Hydnaceae.